Molecule: messenger RNA, 529 nt
Organism: Trichoderma asperellum CBS 433.97
Lineage: Eukaryota; Fungi; Ascomycota; Sordariomycetes; Hypocreales; Hypocreaceae
Source: RefSeq, a predicted model, not a curated record
AGCCAAUCAGCAGCGCCCGCAGGCCUCUGGGCAAAGUUCUUUUCCUGUCAAUCAAUCUGGUCCUACUAAGCCCGUCGAAAAUUGAGCGGGUCGAGUGGGCUCCGUAGACGGAUGUUGGGGUCAAUUGAAUGCGUAAAGCAUUGGAACAAAAACGGUGUGUGUUUGCCUGCAUGUGUGGCUCGGCGCAUUUUUCUAGCGGGCUCGCUACGGGCAAGCCAGCAAAGCCUCGGAUAAGCCGUACUCGGGAUUUUUUUCCCACUACUACUCGCAACAGCCCUUUGACCUCUUCCGAACAUCAAACCAUCCAACCUCGAUUCUCGUACGACUCAAUUUGUCCCCUUGGGCCGCUGACCAUAUCCGUGCGCCAGUCCCAAUCUCCCGGGUCUUUGCGUCUUCCUUUACUUAGUCUCUUCUGCCCCGGAUUCUUCUGUCCUCUUUCCCUCUAGCUGCCUUGGCGGACAGUUCCCAUCUUACAUCUUACAUCCUACAGAGGCGCAGUGCUCUCUCUGCUGACUCUUACGACCGUUUC